ACAGCACACUCCUGAUAAUUUAAAUGCAUAAAAAAUUAUUUAAAUAGUGCAUAUAUAUAAGUAUUGAUAAAAAUGGAGAAGAUGUACCGUGUUGUGCGGCUCAUUAGUGGAAAGUUUCGCUACGUCACGAUGACGCUACAUAUGAGGGAAAAAGCUCUCCUGAACAACUGAUCCAAACCAGCGACUGAAACCUGCAAAUUUCUCUCGGUGCCCCAUGCAAGAAGAAUUUAGACUUAAAUUGGAUUGUGCUGUGUUUGGGACGUCCAAUACAAAUACAAAACACCGAGUCAAAGUGCUUUUUGUCAUCGACCCAUCGUCAGAUGCGCCGCUGAAACACUUUGCAGCAUCUGCUAACAGCGGCUAGGCUAGCUCAGCGAGCUAACCGGCAGACCGUCUCUACGGUCAGGUAGCCCGCUAUGAAAAAGGGGAAUACCCGGUUGCUUUGAAGGUUGUCCGUCUUCGUUAAUGAUUUGUGGAACAGAUGAUUGCGCAGUGAACUAAAACAGGCAACAGAAAACUCAAGUAUUUGGCAGCUUAGAAAACCAACUCUUGUAUCAAGCUAACGUUAAAUAACAGCUAGCAGUAACGGUAGGUAACUCAGCCCAGGUGUUUCAACUAUCAGUCCGAGGAGCUUCUUGCACCGAGACAAGAGAUGGCCAGUAACCCCGCAGCAGGCUUUACCUGCCAGGCUAAUGGACAAAACACACCGGGACGAAUGUCCGGUUCUGGCUCCUCAUGUCGCUACCAGUCCGAGUCAGAGCCCGACGUUGCCGCGAUUGUGAAAAGCUUAGCACGGCUGUGCAGCAGGGACGAGGAGGAGCGGGCAUCGGCUCUGGAGGAGCUGAGCCAGGGGAUUCUGGAAUGUCUAGGACUGGACCGGCCCGGUUCGGCACGGCUGAGUAAACAAACUCUUUUGCAUCUGCUUCGGCUGUCCCGGUCAUGUCCGCUGCAGGAAGUACGGGGAAGGGCUACAGAGUUGCUGCGGACCGCACAGGAACAAGGAGUUGCAGUCCCUCGGGCUCUGGCCUCAGGUCCAAGUGCCUUUAUUCCUGCAAAACAGAUGUUGAAAGAAGAGUCAGACCAGGACAUCCUGAUCGAAUCCUUUCUUUCUCUGGGCCGUGUGGACCACAUCGCCAUGGUGAUGGCCCUGCACCCUGCCUACCUCAGCUGCUUCUUGAGGACCCAGCAUGCUUUGUUGGAGCUUGAUGGCCCCUUGCCCCGACACUGGAGACAUUACAUUGCUGUUAUGGCUGCAGCUAGACACCAAUGCCCAUACCUGGUGCAGCAGCACAGUGCAGGCUUCCUGCAGGCUGGAGGAGAGGAGAGCUGGCUGAGCGGCCUAGAGCACGCUCCCACCAAACUCCGCAGCCUGCAAACACUCAACAAACUGCUGGCACACAGACCCUGGCUUAUUACACUGCAGCACAUCCAGGAGCUGGUGUGUCCUGGCGCAGAGCCCCGCUGGUCACUGGCUGAACUUAUACAUGCCGUGGUCCUGAUGGCACACGCUCAUUCGCUCUGCUCUUUCGUCUGGGGCUGCGGCUUAAACCCUGAACCUGACCACAUCGGAGGUUACACCUUUCAACCUCCUUCACCCAGUCACCUUCCUCGUAGCCCCCACAGCCCAGCUCAUGAGGACGGCAGGCAAGAGUUGGUUGAUGGAGCGAUGGAGGUGGAGGUGUUGAUGAAGAGGAUGGUCGAGCUGCAGCAGCAGGAGGAGGAGUGCACACAGGAGGAGAUGGUCACUCGCUUUGAGAGGGAGAGGAGCGAAAGCAUACCAACAGCGGUGGUGCGGGGCGCUCCACCUGACCUGGUGCUGCACCUGGUGGAGGAACCGGAGUUCAGAUAUGAGGACUUUGCACCCAGAGGAGAGCAGGCACCACCCACUAUGAGAGCACAGGACUAUUCAUGGGAGGACCACGGCUUCUCUCUGGUCAACAGACUACUGCCAGACAUGGGCCAGCUCCUGGAUGAGAAAUUCCAGGUGGUGAGUAACUUGACAUAUCACAGGAUGGCCAUGCAUGAAGGUGUGGACACUCACACUCUGAGAAAAGCUCUGUGGAACUACAUCCACUGCCUCUAUGGGAUACGAUAUGAUGAUUACGACUACGGAAGUGUGAACGUGUUGCUGGAACGCACACUGAAGGUGUUUGUUAAAACCAUGGCCUGUCACCCUGAGCAGACCACUGCACGCAUUUACCAUUCCUUCUGGAGGCACUUCAGACACUCUGAAAAGGUUCAUGCAAACCUUAUAGUGAUGGAAGCCCGGCUACAGGCAGCCCUUCUUUACACCUUACGAGCCAUCACACAUUACAUGAGAUGACACAGUCACUUGCGCAUUUCUGCAGAUGCUGAGCCAGCUGUGACAUGCCACAGCCCGAUGCAUUACACAUCAACAGAAUAUCUUGCACAAACACUACAUUAAAUGCUUGUAUAUGCAUAUCUUAUUUUUCAGUGUUAUUAUUUUGAUGUUGCUUUAUGACUGGAAUACCUGAUAUUUAAAAUGUUUUACUUAUUAUGCACUGAAAUGUCAGAUUUGUUUCCUGCUUGAGCUCAGGUGGCGCACGUUUCUGUCACACAUAGACAUGUCUACAUGCUGCAUGCCAGGUGUGCAGGCGGGAUUAGGUCUGGUAUAACUAAAUCAUCAUCAUGAUUCAGGUGUUUCCUUUGCAGAAUAUUGAUUGUUUGUAUUAGACACGCCUGUUCCAACCAAUAUCUGUUAACCACUUUACAGCACACCAUAACUACUCAUGCCUCAGUCCUCUCUUUCUGCAGCACACAGAGGCUGAGAUAAAACAA
Messenger RNA from Seriola dumerili (greater amberjack), 2799 nucleotides. It is a transcript of the gene sesn2, whose product is annotated as sestrin-2-like. Gene Ontology annotation, biological process: cellular response to leucine starvation; negative regulation of TORC1 signaling; regulation of response to reactive oxygen species. Lineage: Eukaryota; Metazoa; Chordata; Actinopteri; Carangiformes; Carangidae. The record is from RefSeq and is a predicted model, not a curated record. The transcript has 11 exons. Bases 653 to 2323 code for a protein of 556 amino acids. Gene Ontology annotation, molecular function: oxidoreductase activity, acting on peroxide as acceptor; L-leucine binding. Gene Ontology annotation, cellular component: nucleus.